AUGGCUUCGCGUUUGGCAAAGACCGCCAUCGGCGCUACCCGCGUACGACCGGCUCUCGUUACCCGCAACAUCCCUUCUAUCACAGCCAACCUCACUGCGCCUCGAUAUGCGUCGAGCGUCCCCGCUGAGGAGCCCCAGAAGAAGGCCCAAUCUAUCAUAGACUCUCUGCCUGGAAACUCUCUCGUUUCCAAGACCGCCAUUCUUUCCGCCGGUGCCGGUCUCUCCAUUGCCGCCAUCAGCAACGAGCUCUACGUGUUGAACGAGGAAACCGUCAUCGCUUUCUGUCUGCUCAGUGUCUUCACUGCCGUCGGCAAAUACGGUGGCCCCAUGUACCGGGAGUGGGCUGAGGGCCAGGCUCAGAAGUACAAGGAUAUCCUGAACACUGCUCGUGCCGACCACACCAACGCCGUCAAGGCCCGCAUUGAGAAUGUCGAGCAACUUGGCAGUGUUGUCGAGGUCACCAAGCAAUUGUUCGAGGUCUCCAAGGAAACCGCCAAGCUUGAAGCUCAGGCCUACGAACUCGAGCAGCGCACCGCUCUCGCUGCCGAGGCUAAGCAGGUUCUCGACUCCUGGGUGCGCUACGAGGGCCAGGUCAAGCAGCGUGAGCAGCGUGAGCUUGCCGAGACUGUCAUUCGCAAGAUCCAGGACGAACUCAAGAACCCCAAGGUUCUCCAGCAGAUUCUUCAGCAGAGCGUUGCUGACGUGGAACGCAUUGUUUCCGCCAAGUCCCAGUAA
Talaromyces atroroseus is the source of this 735-nucleotide messenger RNA. RefSeq names its product ATP synthase subunit 4, mitochondrial. Gene Ontology annotation, molecular function: proton transmembrane transporter activity. The coding region runs from base 1 to 735 and encodes 244 amino acids. Lineage: Eukaryota; Fungi; Ascomycota; Eurotiomycetes; Eurotiales; Trichocomaceae. The record is from RefSeq and is a predicted model, not a curated record. The transcript is spliced from 4 exons. Gene Ontology annotation, biological process: proton motive force-driven ATP synthesis.